CAGAAAAGACACCAUGCCGACACAUCUCAAGGGUUUUCCAUCCUGUGUAACACAGUUGUGGGCGAUCUAAAGAGGAAGAAGAAGGGGUCCUGGUGACGGAAGGUCACCCUUGGCUGGGCCAUGCAGUCGCAACGUGCCGAAAGAGUCGAGAUCCAUGUGGAAGAGGAAUGUUUCUCGGUGGACAAGGGUCUCCUGGUGGAACAUAGUGAAUAUUUCCGGGCUCUCUUCCAAUCAGGCAUGAGAGAGAGCACUCAGAAAGAGAUCCAGAUCCGAGAUCUAAGCGCCAUGGGGUUUUCUAUCAUGUUGAAGAUCCUGGAGGGGGAUUAUCCUGUGCUGAGCUGUGAGGAGAACCUCAAGGCGGUGGAGUGUGCCUCCUUCCUACAGGUGAAAACCAUGGCCAAGUACCUGAUCUCAUCCCUCAAUUCGGACAACUGCAUCAUUCUCUACCAAGCUGCUGCCAUUUUUGGCCUCCUGGACCUCUUCCACAGUGCGGCGCUAUACAUAAGAGAUAGUUACACUGAUCUGGAGGAGUAUCUGGACUGCCUCUCUCCAGAUCUUCUGGAUUAUGUCGAGUCCGUCAUACCCAGCACUUUUGUGGCGGUGGGAGCUCACACACCCACGUUUGAGUUCUUGGAGGAUCUCUCGCGGACCAUCUGCUACCUGGAUGAGGAGAACAAUACCUGGAGGACCCUGUCCUGCUUGCCACUGACCGCCAGCACCUUCCUUGCUGGCAUGACCACCCUGGACAACAAGAUGUAUAUUGUGGGCGGUGUCUACGGAUACAACAAGCAGGUGGUGGACCAAAGCUUUUGCUAUGACCCAGAGACCAACAGCUGGAGCGAAUUCCCCAGCCCUCAGCAGCUCCGCUACGAUGUCACAUUGACCGCCCAAGGGGACCACCUUUAUGCCAUUGGUGGGGAGUUUGAGAAGAUCCCACUGAAAUCCGUGGAGAAGUUCAAUGUGUCCACCAACACUUGGAGCUUUGUCUCAGACCUGCCCCAGCCGGCCACUGCUGUCCCCUGCGCCCAAGCCAUGGGACGCAUCUUUGUUUGCUUGUGGAAGCCUCUAGAUACCACCAUCAUCUAUGAGUACGAGACUGAGAAGGAUGAAUGGAUCCCUAUCUCAACCCUCAACAGGUCUCAGAGCUAUGGCCACUGCAUGGUGGCUCACCGGGACAACCUCUACAUCAUGCGGAACGGGCCUUUCGACGACUUCUUGCGGUGUGUCAUUGAUUGCUACAACCUGACCACCAUGCAAUGGACCUCUUUGCCCGGGCAGUACAUGAACAGUAAAGGAGCCCUCUUCACCGCCGUCAUCAAAGGGGACACCGUUUACACGGUCAACAAGAUGCUAACCCUGCUGUACACGGUGGAGGACAACGCGUGGAAGUUCAGAAAGGAGAGAGCCGGCUUUCCAAGGAGUGGUUCUUUACAGACCUUCCUCCUCAGGCUUCCAAGAACAGAUCACAGCAUUGCGACGUAGAUCACAUCUCUGCUUCUAUGGAUUGCUCAGAGCGCGACAUCUCCUUUACCGUAUCUGGAUUCUGGAUAUUUCACUUUUCUUUUUUGGGGCCCUGGGGAUUACAGUCAAAUUGAACCCAAGAUUGUGAUAUCAACCUUCUUUCAAAUGAAGGCUCUUUGUACCUUUUAAGACAAAAGGAUCUAGUUUUAGGGGUUAUAUUGGAUGCUGCAGCAGAGGGGCAUUCUCCUGCUCAUGCCGCUGGCCUUGUGGUUUUGUGAGCCGAGCUCAUUGGCAACAUAACCCAUUUGCUACAACCAGCAUGCCCUUCGAAUAGCCCAGUACUAUUGAGGGGCAGCAGCUGAAGAAGACAGACCCAUAGAGAACUGUAUUGGCAAAAGGUAUCCCCAAAGGUAAUCAAGUCCAACCCUUUGCCAAUAUAGGAAUCCCCAGUUGGUAGCCCCCAGUCCCCAGUAGGUAGUCAUCCAUCCUUUUCAAAAUCUCCUACAGAGAGAGUUCAACACUUAACCAUUGUUUCCCUGUCAAACAAUUCUUACUGUAAGGAAGAUCUUCCUAAUACUAACUGAAAGCUAAUGCUGGCCAGGAGAUUUGAGUAAGGCAUGGAAACCCAUGGAGUGACCUUUGGCAUGUCACACUCUCUCAGCCUCUGAGGAAGACAAGGCUAAACCUCUUCUGAACAAAUCUGGCUGACAAAACCACAUGAUGGAGUCACCAUAAGUCAGAAUUGACCUGAAGGUACAUAAAGGCAGUAUAGAAGAAGACAGGUAUCGAGUAGGAGAUGCUUAUUCUAGUGGUCAUACCUCCAGAAGGAGAAUCACACAGCCUUCCAGAUGCUUUUGGAUAGCAAGCCCCAACAUCCCUUACCAGCAUAAUUGUAAAGUGAGGAAGGAUGGGAUUUACAGUCCAGCAGCAUCUGGGCCUAAUGAUACCCAGCCCUGGUUUAGGUUCACCCAUGGAUGAACAGAGAAAGUUAAGUUCCCCUUCUUUCUCCAUGUUGAUGUUAAUGCAGGGGAUUCUUUUAUUUUGAGUCAUAUCUUCUUAAAGAUGCUGGGGAUGUAUUUUGGAGAUGCAAAGUUUGAGUCCUGCCAUAGAGUCCUGGGCAUUCCCUGCCUCCUUUACUGAAGGUUAAAAAGGAUUAUGUGGACUCUAAUUCUGAACACUGAGUCCUCCUGGCAUUAAUGUACACAAUUUUUAGGGGAGGGAAUAUUUAAAGCCAUUCAACCUUAACCACAAAGGCUGCAAUUAAACAUACAAACUGAAUGCAUUUUGAUCAUGUAUAUAUAUUUUUUCUUCCCAAAAAUGACCCACAAGUUAAGCAAAGUGCAAGUCCUGUUGCACUGAACGGAACUUAAACCUACUUAAGUUAUUGAAGUCAUAUUGGGUUUUUUUUUUGGGGGGGGGGGGAGAAAUACUUCCCCAUACAAUAUGUUUGGGGUCACCUCCUUGUAUUAUUACCUCUUGUUAACAGCUUCAAUGAUGUGAAUGUCUGUUCAUAGGUUUUAUAUUCCCAGUAAUGCUAUUUGAGUCAGGCUAUAAAUAGUCCCUCACCAGGGAAUUUGUGGCUCCAUAAUAAACAUGGACUGACUCA
Sceloporus undulatus (fence lizard) is the source of this 3067-nucleotide messenger RNA. It is a transcript of the gene KBTBD13, whose product is annotated as kelch repeat and BTB domain containing 13. Gene Ontology annotation, molecular function: protein binding. The record is from RefSeq and is a predicted model, not a curated record. Lineage: Eukaryota; Metazoa; Chordata; Lepidosauria; Squamata; Phrynosomatidae. The transcript has a single exon. Bases 121 to 1482 code for a protein of 453 amino acids.